This is a messenger RNA of Cooperia oncophora, 468 nucleotides long. The record is from the annotation of a GenBank genome assembly. NCBI's taxonomy places the organism in Eukaryota, Metazoa, Nematoda, Chromadorea, Rhabditida, Trichostrongylidae.
CGAAGUGAUGGCGUCGUCACAUAUGGCGCUGUGGACCAAAUUCAUUGUGGACCGAUAAUCGCUUAUGAGCCACUCACCACCCCAACUCAUUGGCAAUUCAAGCUCACCACUGUAACAUCGGGAAACUUCUCCACGAGUGGGAGGGGUAUCAGGGCAAGAUCGGCCACGGCUAGCUCAUAUAUAGGCGCACCAUUUGAAGAAGCGGAUGCGAUCGCCCAGGAACACGGAGCUACGCAUUACAUCAUCGACUGUGCUGCCAAGCCUACCCUGGUAUUCACGAUCGGUCAACAGAACUACACCGUUCAAUCGGACAAUCUUAUAGUACCAAUUCCUUGCGGCCGCUGCAUUUUUGCACUGAAACCUAUGCCUAGAGAGAAAUAUGGCCCCGUAUGGACGCUAGGGAUCCCGUUCCAUCGCCAAUACUGCACCAUUCAUGACUUUGGACAGGAGCGGAUAGGCUUUCGCUGA